Syngnathoides biaculeatus (alligator pipefish) is the source of this 4320-nucleotide messenger RNA. RefSeq names its product retinoic acid receptor gamma a (gene rarga). The transcript has 9 exons. The coding region runs from base 862 to 2358 and encodes 498 amino acids. Gene Ontology annotation, cellular component: transcription regulator complex; nucleus. Lineage: Eukaryota; Metazoa; Chordata; Actinopteri; Syngnathiformes; Syngnathidae. The record is from RefSeq and is a predicted model, not a curated record. Gene Ontology annotation, biological process: cellular response to corticotropin-releasing hormone stimulus; regulation of transcription by RNA polymerase II; retinoic acid receptor signaling pathway. Gene Ontology annotation, molecular function: nuclear glucocorticoid receptor binding; zinc ion binding; nuclear receptor activity.
AAAAAACACAUUACUCUUUGGGGUACAUCUGGUGCCCAAAGGCUUUUGUCAUGGUUUUCCGUUGAAGUCUGUGGCAGCCAAGCCCUUUCCUGGCACUCGGAAGUCCGUCGACGGCUAUUGUUAGCAAACAUUAGGAGAAGGCCCGCCGGAUCAAUCGAACCAGGAAACGCCGUUGCUGGGUUCGGGGAUCGGGCCGCCUGUUGUGAAUUUCACCUCUUUGUGCUUGUUGUUUGAGAUUUAGCGACUUGUUGAAAAGGUACCGAAAGAUUCAACGGGACGGGAGACGUGCACUUAAAUGUCGCUCCGAAACGAAAUACAAACUUUUUGAGCGUCCAGUCAUUGCUACUGUGCAGUACUGUGCCGUGUCUGGAUUUCUACAGCAGAUCUCCAUUGAGCCGCCAGGGGGGGCCACCGUGCCGGGAAUGCGCCCACUCGAUGGGUUAGCAUCUCCACGGACGCCCCAAAUGAGCUCGGGACUCGCUGACGGCUCGGCAAUGGCGACCGACGAGGCUAAUCCGACAAAUGGCUCCAAUAGAGAUCAGUGAGGCGUUUCAAACGGACCGCAGGAAGAUUUUCGGGAAGCGUCGGCGAAGGGAGACUCGCGCGGAAUGUGGCCGUGACUUUGUUGUCGUCUCCUUCACAGUCCAAACUGCUGUCCGUCCGUCCGUCCGUCUUCCUUUCUGCCUGCCAGUCACUCAACUCGCUCGAUCGCAAACUUGUGGAGCAUUUUCAAGCAGCUGCAGAAACUGGAUGUUUCCACUGGAGAGGAGUUUGCCGUUUCCCCGCUAAACGCGAGGCCUCCCCGAUCUCGCUCACCCGUUGGGCCUUCGGCGGCACGAAUUUCCCGGGCGUGUCCUCGCCAUGGCGACCAACAGGGACCAGCAGGUGGGCCACAUGACCGGCUUCCCGCCCGCCGUGUACCCCUUCGCCUUCAACUCCAUGAGAAGCCACUCUCCCUUUGACCUGCUGGCCAGCAGCAGCCUUUUUGGGAGAUUCGGUGCUGACCUGCCCAAAGAGAUGGCGGCGCUCUCCGUGGAGACGCAGAGCAGCAGCUCCGAGGAGAUGCUGCCCGGUUCUCCGUCUCCGCCUCCCCCGCCUCGUGUCUACAAGCCCUGCUUUGUGUGCCAGGACAAGUCCUCGGGGUACCACUACGGGGUCAGCUCCUGUGAGGGGUGCAAGGGUUUCUUCCGUCGCAGCAUCCAGAAGAACAUGGUGUACACCUGCCACCGAGACAAGAACUGUCAGAUUAACAAGGUCACCCGCAACCGCUGCCAGUACUGCAGGCUGCAGAAGUGUUUUGAGGUCGGCAUGUCCAAGGAAGCGGUACGCAACGACAGAAACAAGAAGAAGAAGGACGUGAAGGAGGAGGCGGCGCUGCCAGAGAGCUACGAGCUGAGCGGGGAGCUGGAGGAGUUGGUCAACAAAGUCAGCAAAGCUCAUCAGGAAACCUUCCCGUCGCUCUGCCAACUGGGCAAAUACACCACCAACUCCAGCUCGGACCACCGCGUUCAGCUGGAUCUGGGUCUAUGGGACAAGUUCAGCGAGCUGUCCACCAAGUGCAUCAUCAAGAUUGUGGAAUUCGCCAAACGCCUGCCAGGUUUCACCACCCUGACCAUCGCUGACCAGAUCACGCUUCUCAAAUCAGCUUGUCUGGACAUUCUGAUGCUGAGGAUCUGCACACGCUACACUCCAGAACAGGACACAAUGACCUUCUCUGACGGCCUGACUCUGAACCGGACUCAGAUGCACAAUGCCGGUUUUGGACCGCUGACAGAUUUGGUGUUCGCCUUUGCUGGCCAACUUUUACCGCUGGAGAUGGACGACACCGAAACUGGGCUCCUCAGCGCCAUCUGCCUCAUCUGUGGAGAUCGUAUGGAUCUGGAGGAGCCCAAGAAAGUGGACAAACUGCAAGAGCCUCUUCUGGAGGCGCUGAAGAUUUACGCCCGCCGUCGUCGCCCCAACAAGCCCCACAUGUUCCCCCGCAUGCUGAUGAAAAUUACGGACCUCCGGGGCAUCAGCACCAAAGGUGCGGAGAGAGCCAUCACUCUGAAGAUGGAAAUCCCCGGCCCGAUGCCUCCUCUGAUCAGGGAGAUGCUGGAGAACCCGGAGGCUUUCGAGGACCAAACGGAGCGCAACGACAGCCCGCCGCCGGCCCCCGCCCUCGCGCUCAAGCAAGAGGCCGAGGACGAGGACGACAGCUGGGCCACAGAAAACGGCAGCGAGCCGUCGCCGGGGGAGGAGGAGGAGGAGGAAGAGGAGGAAGAGGAGGACGAGGACGACGACGACGAGGACGACGCGGGGAACGAAGAGAGAGACAGCGACGGGGAGCGGCGGGGGGUCGGGGGGCCAUCGAUUUAGACGGCAGCAGGAAAGGCCUCGUCGGGGGUGGCUCAGUGAACAGCCCAUUUCGUACACCGGCGCUGAUUGAUGACACGCACAUAGAUCAAUAACCUCAGCCCAUCUCGCAGCUCGGUAAGAAAGCCCCCCCCCACCCCCACAUCCUGGUGUCCUCCAUCCGCACAGUGCAGCCUUUGGAGUUUAGAAGCAUUCAAGUGUGGUGACAAAAAGAAGGAAGGCACGCUCUGGUGCGUCCACUCUGGUUCUUCCCAUCCGAGGAGGACAAAAAACACAUUUCUACAAACCAAAUCGCAUUCUGUUCAUCUUUUUUUUGUUUGUUUGUUCUUAAUGUGUUUUUCAUUCCUCAACACACACACACACACACACACACACACACACACCGUUCUGGUUUAAUAUGACUUUUCGUUUAUUUUGAAGAGCUUUCCCGCGGAAAGCAGAACGCAGACUAACUGUCGAGCGGGGUUUUGAUUUUGGGGGCAGUGGGAAAGGUGGGGGGGGGGCCUCGCUGCGGGUCAAUCAAGCUCUUGUCACCUUCCUAUGAAUAAUCGCAUCUGAGAAGCUGGCAGCAAACUCUUUUCAAUUCAAAGUUUGCAAAAGUUCAGACUUUGGCUGAAGGAUUUCCACUCGCGGCGGGUCUUCCGACCGCAUUCGUUCGGAUGUCUCGGACUCACACUCCAUCGUGCGUACGUGUAGCCAUUUUGUACGAGACGAAUGCGUGGGCGUGUUCAGCCGGCAAUUCCAAUCAAGCUCGGAGCUCUUUCCGGUCACGUCGACGGAAAUAUUGAAAGACGCCGAGGGAGAAACAAGACCAAGAGCGACGGAACACGCGCGAGCAGGACAAUUCUCACGGAAGAAGAAGACUCAGGGCUUUUCGAAGAGGACCAAACACUAGCUGCUUGCUCGUAGGCAGGCACUAGAAAACGGCAAUAUUUAUGUGUAUUCCUAGCUGUGUACCAGGAAGUCUGAGCGUGUACUUGCCGGCGUCCGUGCAACACGCUGCCUUCUCGUCCCUAAAAGCCAUCAUCGUCAUCGUCAUCAUCAUCGGCGCUUCUCCUUUAAGUCUGCAGGAAAGUGAUUGUUUAUCAUUUGUAUUGUUGCCAAAAUCACUCAUCUGGCCAGCAGGCGUGGGAAAGGCAGCAGAAAUCUGCAAUUGGACUUUUCUUCUCUUUCAAGCAAUACAAAGUGACGCCACGAGAGGGCCCAAAGUCGGUCAUUUUUUUCACUUGUGUGGAUGUGUACGCACAGUUUAGCCAAAAUGAUUCACGCAAAUGAGUAUUUUUGGAAUGUGUAUAUCUAGCAGGAAAUGACUUAAGAAUGUGUUGAUUUCUUUGUUCCUAUUUCUCUUUCCGGGCGUGCCAACUGUACUCAAACUUGUUUCUUUCCCACCCAAGAAGACAUUUGAAGAUGCAGACUUUAAUAAGAGUCGAAAGCGUUUGAACGCCAGCACUCCACUCACAAAAUGUUUGGAUUCGCCCAAGUGAAAACAAACAAAGGUCGUGAGCUGGAAAGUGAAAUGCCGGCCAAUGAUUGGCGUGCGGUGCGUUUGAGUUUUGACGUUUUUUUUUGUUUUUUUACCAUCACCCGAUCAGUUAUCCGUAUCCUUUACAACAGAGCAAAAUCCGAUUGACCCAAUGAAAGUCGACUCCGAACGGAUCCUGGCUCUGAACGACUUUGGGCUAACUGUGCGUCUUUUUUUAUUUUUAUUUUUUUUAAUUUUGAUUUGUAUUUUAUUUUUUCCAGCCAUAGGAAAGUCCGCCGUUACGCCGCCGUCGCGCACUCGGGAGUGUUUUGGUGUGAUGGCUCUCGGCUGGCCUGUUUGCGUCUCCAUGGAGACGGACGACUUGAGGUGAUGCUCUUUUUUUCUGUGUUGCGUAGCCCUCGUUUAUGUCAACUCUUGUUAUACAAUACAAAGAAAAGCCAUAUAAACAGUAAGAGGCACAAUAAAGUACUUUUUUUGUGAGA